AUCCCUUGGAAAAGUUUAGUUUAAUGCUAGUCCUUCGACACGAUGCAAGUCUUGCAAUCUAUACGAAAGUCAAAUAUUUAUUUAUUUGUUAUAAUUUAUUUAUCGUUUUUCUUAGACAAUGUGCUUCUUACUGUAGUUGUUCCAAUUAUUCCCGAUUAUUUAUUUUCAAAUCAACUAAAAACUGAUAACUCAAGACUAGGCCUUAAAUCGUUAAGCCCUUUACAGGAAAAAUAUGAAGUUUUGGAAAACGACAAUGGGCCUUUAGGUACUCUUUUAGCAUCGAAGGCAUUUGUUCAAUUGGCUUUUACUCCUUUCAUUGGUUAUCUAACUGAAACUGUGGGCUGUUGUAUACCUCUGUUACUUGGAUCGUGUAACAUGCUUGUAGCUGCAAUCUUGUUUGCUUAUGGAAAUUCAUAUGGUGUCUUGGUACUAGCAAGAGCUCUCCAUGGCAGUUCCUCUGCUGCAAUAGCAGUGAGUGGAAUGUCAAUUUUAGCAAAAAACGUCUCUCAAGAAUUUAGAGCAAAACUGAUGCCUCUUGCUUUUGGAGGAAUAGCUUUAGGAGUUUUGAUUGGGUAUCCACUUGGAGGUGCUGCCUAUCAAUUUCUUGGAAAGUCUGCCCCUUUUUUGUUGAUUGCAUUUUUAAUAUCAAUCAGCAUUGUUCUCCAGAUUUUGUAUAUUGAGGAUGUUACGAACGAUGUUAUUAUUGAUGAAGUUAAUUGCAGUCAAUUUCUGAAUUUUUUACAAGAUAAGCAAAUAAUUAUUACAACUUUUACGAUUUGCAUUUGUACUUCCACUAUGGCAAUUUUAGAACCUUGUGUACCAAUGUGGUUAUUGGCCUAUCUGAAUCCUCCACCGUCACGAUGGCAGUUAGGUGCUGUUUUCAUACCGGACAGUAUUGGCUAUUUUAUCGGUUCACAUUUUGCUGGCCUGCUUCCAAUCGCGCCUUGGAGAAUAGCUUUCAGUGCAUUAGUUCUAGCUGGUUUAAGCUGUUGCGCUUUGCCAUUGGCUGUCUCUAUUUAUCAAUUAUCGAUUCCUCAUUUCGGACUUGGAUUAAGUGUGGGAGCCGUAGACGCCGCUUUAGUUCCAUAUUUAGCCACUUUGGUUGAUAGUAAGGGAAGCAAUCAGUACGGAACCGUUUACGCCCUUCAGCAAGUUUUUGUCAGCUUGGCCUACGCUUUUGGCCCCUUAUUAGGUGGACAUGCUGUCCGUAUUUUAGGCUUUCCAUGGUUGAUGAGAUUGAUUGGAUUUUUAAAUUUGAUGUUCUGUCCCUUACUAUUAGAAUUAGAAAAAGAUCCAAAAGUUGGUUUACUUGAUGAUGACUAUAAUACUCCUAGAUCCUACUCUACUCUUGAUAAUACUUACACAUCUUUAGACGAAGAAACUUACUAAUUUAAUUCAUAUCAAAAUGUGUGAUGUAACGCGUAUGCUUCUUGGUUGUUAUUCCUCUUGAAAUUUAU
This is a messenger RNA of Tribolium madens (black flour beetle), 1457 nucleotides long. RefSeq names its product synaptic vesicular amine transporter-like. Gene Ontology annotation, biological process: aminergic neurotransmitter loading into synaptic vesicle; transmembrane transport. Gene Ontology annotation, molecular function: serotonin:sodium:chloride symporter activity. Gene Ontology annotation, cellular component: terminal bouton; synaptic vesicle membrane. The transcript has 6 exons. The coding region runs from base 43 to 1389 and encodes 448 amino acids. NCBI's taxonomy places the organism in Eukaryota, Metazoa, Arthropoda, Insecta, Coleoptera, Tenebrionidae. The record is from RefSeq and is a predicted model, not a curated record.